Molecule: messenger RNA, 1095 nt
Organism: Microthlaspi erraticum
Lineage: Eukaryota; Viridiplantae; Streptophyta; Magnoliopsida; Brassicales; Brassicaceae
Source: the annotation of a GenBank genome assembly
AUGAGAGAUUCAAUACACUUUUUAUGGAUUGAUGAUAACCGAUUCAAGGUGAUAAUGGUUGUGAUGAUGACGAUCGUAUCAUGGAAAUGUGUUUUGGCAUUGGAGAACAUAAAUCCGAUAUUCUUCGACGAAGGUCUUUCUCAUUUGUUUGGUGAAGGUAAUCUCAUCCGAUCUCCCGAUGAUCGUAGCGUUCGAUUACUCCUCGACAAAUACACCGGGUCAGGAUUCAUCUCUUCAAGCAUGUAUCAACAUGGGUUUUUCAGUUCGUUGAUAAAGUUGCCGGGAGCUUACACGGCUGGUAUUGUCGUCGCCUUCUAUACAUCAAACGGCGAUGUGUUUGUGAAGAAUCACGACGAACUAGACAUAGAGUUUUUAGGGAACGUUGAAGGAAAGCCAUGGCGGUUUCAGACAAAUAUGUAUGGAAACGGUAGCACAAACCGCGGCCGCGAAGAACGCUACCGUCUUUGGUUUGAUCCUUCCAAGGAGUUUCACCGUUAUAGCAUCCUUUGGACUCCUACCAAAAUUAUAUUUUGGGUAGACGAUGUACCAAUAAGAGAAAUCAUAAGAAAAGAAGAAAUGGAAGGAGACUAUCCACAAAAGCCAAUGUCUCUCUACGCAACCAUUUGGGACGCCUCAAGUUGGGCUACCAACGGCGGAAAGUUUGCCGUCGAUUACACAUUUUCGCCUUUCGUCUCCGAAUUCAAAGACAUUGCUCUCGAUGGUUGUAAUGUCACCGACUCAUUCCCCUCCGCCACCGGAAAAAACAACAACAACUACAUCAACGUCGGUUAUAAUCACACCAAUUGUUCUGUCUCCGACGAGUUUCUCAUGACCAACGAUUACUCAACCAUUAACCCUAAACAAGCAGCCGCAAUGAGACGGUUCCGGGAACGUUAUAUGUAUUAUUCUUAUUGUUAUGACACUGUACGGUACGCCGUGCCUCCGCCGGAAUGUGUGAUUGUGACAGCUGAGAAGGACCGGUUUAAGGAUACCGGACGGUUAAAGUUUGGUGGUAGUCAUUCUAAAGUGCAUAGACCACGAAAACGACGGAGGCGGAAUCGGUCCACGCCGGUGGUAUCGGCUGAUGAUCUAUAG